Aspergillus eucalypticola CBS 122712 is the source of this 498-nucleotide messenger RNA. RefSeq lists its product as uncharacterized. The record is from RefSeq and is a predicted model, not a curated record. The transcript has a single exon. Bases 1 to 498 code for a protein of 165 amino acids. Lineage: Eukaryota; Fungi; Ascomycota; Eurotiomycetes; Eurotiales; Aspergillaceae.
AUGGAAUUGUCUCCACCAGACGACAGGAGACCGAACUUCCAGGCUGUCUCAGACGAGAGUAUGUUAACCGACCAGAACGGCGGAGGUGAGACACCUGGGGCAUGGGAGGUCGACAGCGCGGUCACAAUCGAGCUUCCUGAGCAUCUCAAUGGCAUGGAUGGUAAGAGGGCUCUCAUGUCGGAGCUUGGCGAGUAUUAUGUCCCGUUCUAUGAUGUCCCAUUCUAUGAUGUCCCAAUCCUGGUUGUCAUUUACCCUCCUAACGGUGCUGAUCUGUAUCUUCAAGUCUUGAAACCAGAGUCCGGUGAGCUUAUCUCCGUUGCGCUACCGAGCGAUGUCCUACCAAAUCUAAACUUCAUAUGCAACAUAGUAGCUUCCUAUCGUUUUCAAUCCUCUGCACUAUAUACCUCUCGUCGACCUAUCAUGCAAAUAUUUAGCAUGCUGGAAGCCCCUUCGCCACUCUUUGAAAAAACCGGUGUCAUUCUUGAUUUAACUGUCUAG